AUGUCUACCAAGGCUAAAGCCAUCGAUCAACAGGAUCUUCAAUUUGCCGGAUCUGAUUACGUUACUUCGAGUACCAUGGUCAAUGCUAACAACGCUACAAAACCUCCACAACAAUCCGGUUCAGCUGCCAGCUUUGACCUUGAUUUACUUGGUGCAGCUAUAUCGGAUACUAGUCAUGUCACGCAACAGCCAAAUAGUCAUAGUCAUAGGCAUAGUACCCGUCAUAUGGCUUCUAAGAAGAAUCAGACUCUAUCACUGGAGAACUUCCACUUGGAUCCCCAGGAUUUCCAAAAUUUCCUUAUGAUUAAUCCUCCUAUCAUGGAGUAUUCUCCUUACUAUUAUAUGAAGACUCCCGCUGGCAUUCCUAUUGAGCAGUCUCAACAACCUCAGCCUCAGCAGCCUCAGUCUCAGUCUCAGUCUCAGCAGCCUCAGCAGCCAUUUGGUGGCCCUGAGAACUACGGAUAUGCUCACUAUAAGGCUAACGGUGCCAAGCCUGUCCCCUCUGGAGUAGCCACUGGUCCCGCUAUCGGUGCUACCACCGGCCCCCCUGGCCCCUCUGGUUCGCACUUUGUCGACAACUUCCCUGAUGGUAUAGAUCCAUCCAUCGACGAGCAGUUCGUUGAAAACGUUGCUCCACAGACGAUCCCACAAGGUGCCCCCUUCGUGACAGCACCUGUGGAUUCUUCUGAAAGUGGUGACGUCUCAGGAGACUCUGGAUAUGUUAAUGGACCGCUGACGGCGUACCCUCCAGCUCCACGUAGACGUGUUUCCAUUUCUAAUGGUCAAAUCGGACAAAUAAGUAUGAUUGUCCAUCGCACUGAGGCUGAACAGGACCAGGCAUAUAUGGAAGCACAAUCUCAGGCUCACAUCCAAGGUUCUGGUAGAGGUCAGUCUAUCUCACCACAUCAAAUGGGACCAGGUCUUGGGCACCAGGCUUCGACUCAACUGCAACAAGGUCCAAGCCAACAGAAUCGGCAGGUAUUCUAUUCGCAUCAUCAACCACCAGCCUCACCGCAGCCUUUUAACGGUGGAGAAAUUGAAGUGGAUAAGGAUGGUAUUCCUAAAAGACAGUUACUCUACAAUAAUCAAGUGAUAUUUAAUCCAGAUGCGGGACCUAUUCCUGGUACAGCAGCUUGGAAAAGGCAACGAAUCUUGGAGAGAAAUAGAGUCGCUGCCUCCAAAUGUCGCCAAAAGAAGAAGAACCUUCAAAGAAGACUACAGCGGGAUGUGGAAGAACUCUCUAAUAAGAACCGGUACUUGGAACAGGUGAUUCUCAGUAUGAAGGAGAAACUGAAUGAUUACAUGAGUGCGAAUAAUAUACCACUUGAUAUACUACUGGGGCAAGGAGAUGAGGAUUUCCAUAGCCAUGUCAAGUCUGAAGAGGCCACGAAAAAGAACAGUGUCAGACUCUCUAAGAGUCAGAAGAGGGAUCUUGCAUUAAGUGUGACUACGGAUACACUACGAGAUAUUAUGUUGUCGGAUGGCAGUGACUUGUAUUACGGUCUGAAAGGCUCCGUUAAGCAUUGA
Molecule: messenger RNA, 1527 nt
Organism: Brettanomyces nanus
Lineage: Eukaryota; Fungi; Ascomycota; Pichiomycetes; Pichiales; Pichiaceae
Exons: 1
Coding region: 1-1527 (508 amino acids)
Biological process (GO): regulation of transcription by RNA polymerase II
Molecular function (GO): RNA polymerase II cis-regulatory region sequence-specific DNA binding; DNA-binding transcription factor activity, RNA polymerase II-specific
Source: RefSeq, a predicted model, not a curated record